Molecule: messenger RNA, 192 nt
Organism: Fusarium odoratissimum NRRL 54006
Lineage: Eukaryota; Fungi; Ascomycota; Sordariomycetes; Hypocreales; Nectriaceae
Exons: 1
Coding region: 1-192 (63 amino acids)
Source: RefSeq, a predicted model, not a curated record
AUGUGUAAAAACUUCAUCACAACAACAACAUGCCGAAAGUGCGGCCACUGUGUCAACAUCGAAUUCGACGACAAGUUCUGCGAUGACUUCAAGAAAAAGGGGAAAGAGUGUCGCCGAGAAGUGGAGCACAAGCAGAAGGGGGCUGAUCCUUCAAAAUGCUCCGAGUGCAAGCAGAGACGCAUGUCACUGUAA